AUGCCACCAAAAUCGCGUCAAUCACGUCAGAACUUGGUGGAACAAGAGGGCAGAAUCCAACUUGCAAUUAAAGCCCUAAAGAACUGCGAAAUUCUAAGUAUUCGUCGAGUAGCAGAAACUUUUAAUGUGCCCUAUACAACACUUUCAGAUCAACUAAGUGGACACUUAUUUCAAGGAGAACUUCGGAACCACAACCUCAGGCUAUCUAAAACUCAGGAAGAGACCUUGAUACAAUGGAUUAUAUCUAGGGAUACGCGUGGAGUCGCUCCCAGGCCAUCACAUGUACAGCAAAUGGCUAAUAUAAUCCUCCAACAGGAUUCACCAACGCCCCCCAAGCCAAUUGGGAAGAACUGGGUCACUGAGUUUAUCAAGCGCCAUGAUAGCAUUAAAUCUCGAUUUGCUCGACGAUACAACUAUUCACGUGCUCUUUGCGAAGAUCCUAAGGUUAUCAACAAUUGGUUCAAGCGCUUAAAAGAGGUUCAAGACAAGCACGGCAUUCAGGCUGAAGAUAUCUACAACUUUGAUGAGACUAGCUUUGCUAUGGGCCUUAUUACAACUACUAAAGUAGUUACACGGUCAAAUAUGCCAGGAAGGCCUCAUCUUAUUCAACCAGGCCAGCGCGAAUGGGUCACUACAAUCGAAUGUAUUAGCUCCACGGGAUUUAGUGUUCCAACAUGCAUUAUCUUUAAAGGAAAGAUAGGCCUCCGGUGGCUAGAGAAGUGCUUUAUUCCUGCAACAACUGCGCGGACUAAGGGGGGGUCUCAAUUACUAGUUCUAGACGGCCACGGGAGUCACCUCACGCCUGAAUUCGAUAAGAUGUGCAAGGACAAUAAUAUUAUAUGCAUCUACAUGCCUCCUUAUUCAUCUCACCUCUUGCAACCACUAGAUGUUGGUUGUUUUGGCCCAUUAAAGCGCGCUUAUGGGGGCCUCGUUGAGGCAAAGAUGCGGUUAGGAUACAACUAUAUUAACAAGCUUGACUUCUUGAAGGCCUAUCCUGCGGCUCGCCAACAGGUCUUCUCUAUAGAGAAUAUUCAAAGCGGCUUCCAUGCAGCUGGAAUACAACCUCACGAUCCUAGCCAGGUGCUUGAUAAGUUUAAUUACACGGUUCAUACGCCUACCCCCCCAGGAAGUAGAGGGGGGGCUUUAACAAGCUCUUCUACGCUUGCCACGCCUUAUACAGUUCAUCAACUACAUAAAAAAGUUUCAUCAGUCAAGAAGAUGCUUGCUAGGGGCCGCCAGACCUCUUUUAGUCCUUCUAAGCAAGCGCUAGAUGAGCUUAUAAAGGGCUGUGAGAUGGCAAUAUACAACACCGCGAUGACCCUUAAGGAAUUAAAUGAUCUCCGCGCAGAAAGCCAGAUUCAACAGCAAAAAAAAGGUCGAUCUAAACGGCAAAUGAGUCCUAUAGCUGGUCUACAAGUGCAAGAGGCAAGGGACCUAAUUACGUUGAGAAAUGAGCAAUUGAAUGUGGAUGAAGGGGGUCAUAGUAGUUCUACUCCGCUCGCUUCUGGAGCCCGAAAACGUGCGCCACCAAGGUGUAGUGAAUGUGGUAUACAGGGCCAUAUUCGAACUGGGUGUCCUAAUCGCCGUCAAACUUAG
Molecule: messenger RNA, 1596 nt
Organism: Aspergillus calidoustus
Lineage: Eukaryota; Fungi; Ascomycota; Eurotiomycetes; Eurotiales; Aspergillaceae
Source: the annotation of a GenBank genome assembly